GAGGAGAUUGGGAAUUUGAUACAUCUUCGGUGCUUAAAGAUUUUUCUGUCGUAAUUUGACUAUGCUGCCAAGAUCUCUAAGUAAUCUCUAUCACUUGCAAUACCUAAUCGAUGAUGGAGAUGGAUGGGCAACGUCAAAUCAAGUUGAUUUUUUACCCAGUGACAUUAAUAACCUUACUAACUUGCGUCAUGUGAAAUUUCGUCCCAACAAUGAUAUUUCAUUGAUAUGUGGGAUUGGGAAGCUAAAAUCUCUUCAAGAAGUGAAUAUGUUUGAUCUUAGAGAUGUGAGUGGUCAUAGAAUUGGGGAGCUGGAGAAUAUGAAUGAUCUUUGCAAAUUAGGAAUUAAUUGCCUUGAAAAUGUUAAGGAUGCCGACGAGGCUUCCAGUGCCAAAUUAUGUGAAAAGAGGAGGCUCACAGAUUUAACUUUAUGUUGGAGUGACAAUAAUUCGAGGAAUCUGAAUUUAGAUGAGAACGUGCUCGACAAACUUCAGCCACCAAAAUGUCUAAGGAAGCUGAACAUAUAUUCUUACAUGGGUGCAAGGUCUGCAAUAUGGAUGAACAAUGUCAAUCCGAUCUUCAAUCUAGAGAUAAUCGAAUUGAAAGAUUGCAGGAAGUGGGAAACUCUUCCUCCUUUCGGGCAACUUCCCUUUCUCAAGUCACUGACACUUAAGAACAUGCCGAAAGUAAAAUGGCUCGAAAGUAAAUUUAAUGGGAAUGAUACAUACCGUGCCUUUCCAUUGCUAGAGGUGUUACAUAUUUCCGGAUUACAAGCAUUAGAGGAUUGGUUUGAGGCAGGAGUUGCUGCUGAAGAUGGAUGUUUGUUUCCUUGCUUAAUUCAACUGGCGCUACAAAACUGCCCGAAGUUGAAAGAGUUGCCCUCUUUGCCUCCUAAGCUCAAGAGCUUGAAGAUACGACCUACGUCGUGGAAGACUUUGAAUUUUUGUAGCAAUUCAAAUCCUAUUCCCCUUGAAUCAUUAUGGGUCCAGCACUGUCCAAACAUUACAUCUCUUCCUCUGGCUGAUAAAAUAGCAAGUCUUGCGGCACUAAGACAUUUGAGAAUUGAAAAUUGCCCCAAUCCGAUCUCUCUCGGAGAAAUGCCAACCACUAAUAAUUGCCAUCUCAUGCUCAGCAGUCUUAGCAUAAGUGAUCCAUUGGUGUUGCUAAUGGAGCCAUUGAGAAGUAUCGCCUCCUUAAAAAAGCUGAGUAUCUCGAGGAAUAAUAAGCUGAUUUCUUUUCCAAAUGAGACGGAGCAGUGGUUUCUGAAAGUUUGUUCUUCUCUUUCUGAGCUGAACUUUAGUGAUCUCAAAUCCUUACAGUCUCUCCCUUCCUCCUUAGAAUUAUCUUCACUUCAGACAUUAUCUAUUAUAAAAUGCCCCAAUCUGAUCUCCCUCGGAAGACAUCGAGAAGUGGGGACCACUAAUAAUUGCCAUCUCAUGCUCAGCGAUCUUGAAAUAAGUGAUCCAUCGGUGUUGCUAAUGGAGCCAUUGAGAAGUAUCGCCUCCUUAAAAAAGCUGACUAUUUCGUGGAAUGAUGAGCUGAUUUCAUUUCCAAAUGAGGCGGAGCAGUGGUUUCUGAAAGUUAGGUCUUCUCUUUCUCAGCUGCGAUUUUUAAGGCUGAAAUCCUUAGAGUCUCUCCCUUCAUCCUUGGAAAGCUUAUCUUCACUUCACUGUCUAAAUAUUUGUCUGGCUCCUAUGCUUCGGGAAUUACCGAACCUUCCUCCCAAUUUACAAGAUCUAACAAUUGGGCAAUGUCAUCCAGAGUUAAAGGAGCGCUAUCGAGAGGAUGGAGGCUCCGAUCGGCACAAGAUUGCUCACAUUCCUUAUAUCCUUAUUGUCCCUUGAUACAUAAGCAAACUUCUUUCUUUACCUUAUUU
Dendrobium catenatum is the source of this 1872-nucleotide messenger RNA. Its product is annotated as putative disease resistance protein RGA4. The record is from RefSeq and is a predicted model, not a curated record. NCBI's taxonomy places the organism in Eukaryota, Viridiplantae, Streptophyta, Magnoliopsida, Asparagales, Orchidaceae. Bases 62 to 1840 code for a protein of 592 amino acids. The transcript has a single exon.